Molecule: messenger RNA, 1206 nt
Organism: Zygotorulaspora mrakii
Lineage: Eukaryota; Fungi; Ascomycota; Saccharomycetes; Saccharomycetales; Saccharomycetaceae
Product: NAD(P)/FAD-dependent oxidoreductase
Exons: 1
Coding region: 1-1206 (401 amino acids)
Cellular component (GO): mitochondrion
Molecular function (GO): (S)-2-hydroxyglutarate dehydrogenase activity; (S)-2-hydroxy-acid oxidase activity
Source: RefSeq, a predicted model, not a curated record
AUGUACACUGUACCGGGCUUGGUAUUGAGCCGUAUGUUAAGAUCCUUCAGUGUGUCGUGCGCGACCAGAUCCAUGGACUACUCUCAUGUAAUUGUGGGAGGCGGCGUUGUAGGAUUGGCUAUUGCUGCUGAGUUGAGUAAGGUAAAAAGCAACAGCGUUGUAUUACUCGAGAAAAAUGAUAUGAUUGGUGCCGAAACGUCUUCACGAAAUUCAGAGGUCAUUCAUGCAGGCAUCUAUUACCCUAGUGAUUCUCUAAAGACUAAACUUUGUAUCGAAGGAAAAAAAAUCAUUUAUAAUGAACUGGAUCCUUUGAAAACCGGUGUUUCCUGGAGGAAAUGUGGCAAAUGGGUAGUUUCACAGACAGGGUACGAAGAUUCUAUUGUUGAACAAUUUUAUAGAAAGUGUAAAGAUCUCAAUGUCGAUGUUAUGCUUCUGACUUCGGAACAGGCUAAAAGAAUCGAGCCCUCAGUGCUGGUGAAGAAAUCCGUACUGAAUUCCCCUACCUCAGGAAUUAUUGAUUCGCAUUCACUGAUGGAAUAUCUAAGUGGUGUUAUCCAGAGCAACGAUGGAGAAGUGAUUACCGGAUCUGAGGUCGUUGAUCUACAAUAUAAAGAAGGACAAGGCUACGUAGUUGCAGCAAAUGACCGAUUUGGUGAUGAGGCUUCCAUUAUUGAGUUAAGAACUGAAAAUUUAAUAAAUGCGGCAGGUCUUUAUGCGGACAGGAUUUGCAAUAUGCUUUUACCAAAUGAACGGCAUAUGAAGCAAUACUAUGCUCGAGGAAACUAUUUCAAGCUUUCAAGAGGCGGGUUCCCUCCAGUCCAUAGACUCAUAUAUCCAGUACCUCCGAAAAAUGUUAAUUCACUUGGCACUCAUCUUACCAUAGACUUGGACAAUCAGGUUCGAUUUGGCCCUGAUUUGGAAUACGUCAAAUCACCUACAGAUUAUAGCCCAAAUCCUGCUAAUAUCCCCGCUGCCUAUGAAGCAAUAUCAACUUACUAUCCUUAUAUUUCCUUGCAAAAUUUAGAAGUGUCAUAUUCAGGUAUUAGACCAAAGCUUGGUGGACCUGGUGACAAAACAUUUCGUGAUUUCUACAUAAAAGAGGAGGACGGCUUUCCAGGCUUUGUCAAUCUAUUGGGGAUUGAAUCACCUGGUCUCACUGCAAGUAUAGCCAUAGGUAGGUACGUGAAACGUAUUUACCACGACUAG